Mesorhabditis spiculigera is the source of this 1911-nucleotide messenger RNA. The record is from the annotation of a GenBank genome assembly. NCBI's taxonomy places the organism in Eukaryota, Metazoa, Nematoda, Chromadorea, Rhabditida, Rhabditidae.
AUGUUAAACAGUGAACAACUUGAGGAACUAUCUGAACGCUUUAAGACGAUCACAUCAGAUGGACGGGGGCAUCUGGAAAGGCACGAGAUCGGUGAUGCUCUAAAAGUCCUUGGAAUCGAUUUGGCGGGUUAUCAACUCCGCGACCGGUUGACCCAAUCAGGCCUUGGAAACACCACAGAAGUAUCACUCAAUGACUUCACAAAGCUUUACAAUGAGCUCGCCGAUGAGAAGAGCAAACCCACAAAGGAUUGGGGGAAACGGAUGGGGUCUGUCGUCCAAGAUGCCUACCAAGUUGCCGGUGGAGCCGACGACGGCACGGUGCACACGAUUCGGCACGAAGAGGAAGUUGCCUUCGCCAACUGGAUCAACUCAAAUCUCGGGUCAGACGCCGACCUCAAGCGACUAUUGCCCGUUACGCCAAUUGCCGGCGAUCUGUACACAAAAGUCCAGGAUGGCCUCAUCCUUUGUAAAUUGAUCAACUUGGCCGUUCCGGAUACGAUAGACGAGCGGGCCAUCAAUAAGAAGAAUCUAAACACCUAUACCAAGCUCGAGAAUUUGACGCUAUCCCUAAUGUCGGCUCAAGCUAUUGGCGUGAACAUUGUCAACAUUGGAAAUGUGGAUCUAUCAAAUGGGACUCCACAUCUUGUUCUCGGCCUGCUUUGGCAGAUUAUCAGGAUUGGUCUUUUUAAUCAAAUCGAUCUUCACCACGUGCCCGGGCUCUUCCGUUUGAUGCGAGAGGGUGAAACGCUGGACGACUUGAGGCGGUUGACGCCAGAAGAGAUCCUGAUGCGAUGGGUCAACUACCACCUCGAGCGGGCCGGUAUCCAACGGCGGAUGACCAAUUUCCAAGGAGACAUCAAAGACUCGGAAAUUUACACACACCUACUCCACCAAAUCGCGCCGCAAGGGACCGGCGUCUCAUUGAGCCCUCUAUCUGUGCAGGGCAAUGUAAACCGAGCGGACGCUAUGCUCAACGAGGCCGAGAAGCUCGAUUGCCGCGAGUUCGUCACUCCCAACGAUGUGGCGGCCGGGAAUCCCAAGCUCAACCUGGCCUUCGUCGCUAAUCUUUUCAACAAGUACCCUGCGUUGCCCGACCCCGGUGCCGAUGAGAUGCCUGAAGAAGAAGUGGUCGAGGAGACGCGUGAGGAGAAGACCUACCGAAACUGGAUGAAUUCGAUGGGAGUUAAGCCAUACGUCAACUGGCUGUACGCUGACCUGAACAAUGGCUGCGUCAUCUUCCAGUUGUACGACAUCAUCAAGCCAGGCAUCGUCCAUUGGAAGCAGGUGGUGAAGGUGUUCCACAAGCUCCGCGGAAUGAUGGAUCAGAUCCAGAAUUGCAAUUAUGCCGUUGAACUGGGCAAGCAGCUGCGCUUCUCGUUAGUCGGCAUCCAGGGCAAGGACAUCUACGACGGAAAUCCGACGCUUACUUUGGCUCUCGUCUGGCAAUUGAUGCGGGCGUAUACCCUGACGGUCCUGGCUGCUUGCACGCAAAGUGGGGACAGCCUGCCAGCCGACAAGGAAAUUGUCGCAUGGGUUAACCAGAAGCUCGCAUCCCAGGGCAAGUCAUCGUCGAUCAAGUCCUUCCAAGAUUCCUCCAUCUCGGAUGGGCGAGUCGUGCUCGACCUUAUCGACGCUAUCAAGCCCAACGUCAUCGACCACAGUCUUGUAAAAUCCGGCGGCAGCCAAAGCGAAAAUAUGGAGAAUGCGAAGUACGCUAUCACCUGCGGGCGCAAGAUUGGAGCAAAGAUCUACGCAUUGCCGGAGGAUAUCGUUGAGGUCAAGCCAAAGAUGGUGAUGACGGUUUUCGCGUGCUUGAUGGCACGAGACUACCUGCCGGACAUGCGGGAAGCAGCUGAACCCACGCCCGCUGCCCCCAACGGACUCAACGGACACUACGAUGCGUACGCCGAA